GCGCUUGGCGGCACGUCCCGACACCGGCGGCGCUUGACGGCAGGGCCGCGCCGGGACCGAACCGUGCCGGGACAGCGGGGCCGAACCGGGGCCGAACCGGGACACCGGCAGCACGCCGGGCCGGGCACCAUGAAGCUGACCACUCAGGCUUACUGCAAGAUGCUGCUGCACGGCGCCAAGUACCCGCACUGCGCCGUGAACGGGCUGCUGGUGGCCGAGCGGCCGCCGGCGCCGCAGCCCGCGCUGCUGGUGGAUUGCAUCCCGCUGUUCCACGGCACGCUGGCGCUCGCCCCCAUGCUGGAGGUGGCGCUGACCCUGAUUGAUUCCUGGUGCAAGGAGAACAGCUACGUGAUAGCUGGAUAUUACCAGGCGAACGAACGCGUGAAAGAUGCCAGCCCAAACCAGGUUGCAGAGAAGGUGGCCUCCCGGAUUGCCGAGGGUUUCACGGACACUGCGCUCAUCAUGGUUGACAACACUAAAUUCACCAUGGAGUGUGUGGAGCCUGCCAUCCACGUGUACGAGCUGCACGAGAACAAGUGGAGGUGCAAGGAUCCCCACAGUGACUUCUGUGAAGACUGGACCGAAGCCCAGCGCAUCGCUGCCUCCCUCCUGGACAGCAAAUCCUACGAGACACUGGUGGAUUUUGACAACCACCUGGAUGACAUCCGCAACGACUGGACAAACCCGGAGAUCAACAAAGCUGUGCUGCACCUGUGCUAGGAGGGAUCCUCCUGACUGCCCCGUGGCCAUUCCCACUCUGUACUGAAGAGAGAAAAAUGCUAUUUUUGAAUGUAAAUAGAAUUAAUAUUCAGUACCUUGUGUGGAAAGCUGACUGAUUAAAGAGGAGUGGCCUGUCCCGUGGCGCGGUGCUGUGUCCCUAAAGCCACGGAAUGUUGGUGGUGACAUUCCCUGGAAGAGCUGCCAGCUGUCCUCGUGGACACCAUCCCACUUGUAGUGAAUGUUGCUAUUCCUUGGAAACCAGAACUGCUUCUGCUUGGUCCCCAUUGUUCCUAUUCCAAUGUUUUGACUUCAGCUUUUCUAAUCUUCAGUGAGGUUACUUUUUAACGAUUUCUGGAAAUACCUUUCCAAAAAAACAAAAAAUCAAUCCUAUCCUCAGAUGAGAGAUUUUAAGGGCAAGUAGAUCAAAUGGGAGGUGAAUGGUUUCUUCUGGCCUGGUUUGGAAUUGUAACUCUCUUGGCACAGUAAAAUGCAAUCUGCUGAGGAUGUUCCAUGCUCAUGUGUCACCUGUUUCGCAGUGCUUUAGCAUGACAGAGAGUUUUAAAGCAGUAUUCCCAAAUGAUCUGGUGGUCCUGCUCUCCGUGGGCUUGGCAAGCGCAGUUACUGCUUGAAUGUGUUAAACCCAAAGUAAAUUAUUUAUAAAAAGGACUGGAAGCACA
Molecule: messenger RNA, 1397 nt
Organism: Lonchura striata (white-rumped munia)
Lineage: Eukaryota; Metazoa; Chordata; Aves; Passeriformes; Estrildidae
Source: RefSeq, a predicted model, not a curated record